AUGCCGAUGCACCCAGUCACCUCCACGUUGAUGUACCGGGGGAUCUGCACCAUCCCUGACAUCCUCUCCUACAGCGCCCCGGUGAACCUCCCCGAAGACGAAGUUGAAGAAGUAGCAGAAGCCAAAACUCUACUUGACAUGGAUGGGAAUGGAAGCAAUGGGCGCCUGGGGCUGGCCAUGGGCUCCAUGGGGAGGAGGAGGAGUAUUACUUUGUUGCCGGUUUUACUGCCUGCUACACAACAACAACUGUUCCUCUCUUCCACAGGCGAUGGCCAGGUGGACUUUGAGGAGUUUGUCACUCUUCUGGGCCCAAAGCUGACGGCAGCUGGGUUGCCAGAUAAGUUCAACGGCACCGAUUUUGACUCCGUUUUUUGGAAGUGUGACAUGCAGAAGUUGACGGUGGAAGAGCUGAAGAGACUUCUGUACGACACAUUCUGUGAUCACCUUUCCAUGAAAGACAUCGAGAACAUCAUUAUGACAGAGGAGAACCACAUAGAGAACCCUGAGGACUGCCAGGUGGAUAUAGACAGUUCCAGCCCGACGCAGCAAGUCAAGCAAACUUGUGUGCGCAAGAGCCUGAUAUGCGCCUUCGCCAUCGCUUUCAUCAUCAGUGUCAUGCUCAUUGCAGCCAAUCAGGUGUUGCGGAGCGGCAUGAAAUAG
Molecule: messenger RNA, 660 nt
Organism: Xiphias gladius (swordfish)
Lineage: Eukaryota; Metazoa; Chordata; Actinopteri; Istiophoriformes; Xiphiidae
Gene: cabp7a
Product: calcium-binding protein 7
Exons: 7
Coding region: 1-660 (219 amino acids)
Source: RefSeq, a predicted model, not a curated record